This is a messenger RNA of Oryzias melastigma (Indian medaka), 2236 nucleotides long. RefSeq names its product glycogenin-1. Bases 18 to 1169 code for a protein of 383 amino acids. NCBI's taxonomy places the organism in Eukaryota, Metazoa, Chordata, Actinopteri, Beloniformes, Adrianichthyidae. Gene Ontology annotation, cellular component: cytoplasm. The transcript has 7 exons. Gene Ontology annotation, molecular function: glycosyltransferase activity. The record is from RefSeq and is a predicted model, not a curated record.
CGAGUGUGGAAGGUCACAUGACCCGGAAAAUGUGGGGCUUGAUUCCUGUGUUGGAUUGCUCUCAGCUGCUGCGCUUCUGUCCUUCGCAGUGCAAACCGUCCGCUUCUGUCUUCGCGACCCACGCGCUCCGGGUCGACUCUCCUCAACGCACUAUGUCGGACCAAGCGUUUGUGACGUUGGCCACAAAUGACAGCUAUGCCAAAGGAGCCAUGGUUCUCGGCCAAUCAUUACGGAACCACCACACGACCAGGAAGCUGGUGGUUCUCAUAGGACCGCACGUUGCAGAACCGUGCAGAGAAGUGCUUCGAUCCGUCUUUGAUGAAGUGUGUGUCGUGGAUCUGAUGGAUUCUGGGGAUGCGGCUCACCUGGCGCUGAUGAAGAGGCCGGACUUGGGAGUGACGUUCACCAAACUGCACUGCUGGACGCUCACACAGUACAGCAAGUGUGUGUUCAUGGAUGCAGACACAAUGGUGCUGUCCAACGUAGACGAGCUGUUUGAGAAGGAGGAGCUUUCCGCGGCUCCAGAUCCUGGCUGGCCAGACUGUUUCAACUCUGGGGUUUUCGUCUUCAGACCGUCCAAUGAAACGCAUGAAAAGCUGGUGGCUUUUUGUGGGGAAAAUGGCAGCUUUGACGGGGGAGAUCAGGGGGUUCUCAACAGUUACUUCAACACCUGGGCGACGGCGGAUAUUUCCAAACACCUCCCCUUUAUCUACAACCUCAGCAGUAUCGCCAUCUACUCCUACCUGCCAGCCUUUAAACAGUAUGGCCACAGUGCCAAGGUGGUGCACUUUCUGGGCAAAGUGAAGCCGUGGAACUACUCCUACGAUGCCGAGAGAGGCGAAGUCAGAGGUCACUCGCUGUCGCCCGACGAGGGUCACCUUCACUCCGAUUACCUGCUCAUGUGGUGGCAGCUGUACGCCAAAUCCGUGGUGCCGCUGCUGCAGAAGGCCUACGGGGACACGCCCUUCAACAGCGGCUGCGUGGAGCCGAGCAGCGAGGAGAAACUUCAGAAAGACGAGAUUUGGCAGCAGGAGUUUGCCCCGCCCCCUUCUGCGAAAAACAUCUCCUCGGAGGAGAGGAAGCAGCGCUGGGAAGCCGGUCAGAUGGACUACAUGGGCGACGACUCCUUUGCCAACAUCGAGCGAAAACUCGACUCUUUCCUGAAGUAGCAGACGGCCGACACCAGAUGAGGUGUUGGACGGCAUUCCUUUCACUGUGUCGCUGCGGCUCGAACACCAGGCAAAUCGAUGAAAACUCCUGUGCAAUUUCGGCCUCAUUCCCUGCAACUUGGACCUAGAGAAAGGGAGAAGUUCCUGUGCACUCUACUGUUCGUUUUCUUCUUUAAGAAAAAGUUUGACAAUUUAGGAAAUAAUGUUCUCACACCCAGGAGUGUCCGACCGUCGGAAAGGGAAAAACAUUUAGAGAAAACAGGAAAUGUCCACUAGAUUUCUUGAAUAAUCGUUUUUUUUCCAUUACAUUUCAGAUGAGCACCUUAAGGAGGGAGAAAAUAACCGGUGCUAAAACAAUCUUAGAGUUUUGGAUUAUCUUAAAACUGCUUUUGAAAAAGAAUUAACGUUCAAUUUCUCCAGUUUGGAGAGAUUAAAGAUUCUGAUCAGGCUGAUGAACUGUAACUGUAUUUCCAAAUUUAUCUUGUUUUGUGUCAAUUUCCUAAAAUGUUACACUUUUCUUAUGAACCCAACAGAGAAAGAAGUCUUCCUACACUGUGGAAAUCAAGCCUUUAACUGCAGAAAAAAAAGUUGUUUUUUUUUUACUCUUUGUGCAAAUAUUCUGUCAAACGUGCCGUGGAUGCACCUCAGUGCUCACCAGCUCUCUGUGACGUCUAGUUUCGUGGUGUAUCUGCAUGGCUGAAGUCCGAUGCGAGUAUGUGACAAAGUACAUCCACCAAAGUCCAUGCCGAGAUUUUUUUUUGUACUUCCACCCAAUUCACAACCGUCUGUCAUCAUUUCCUUUUUUGCUUUUCUUUUGUAGUGUCUCCAUAGUUCCUAUUCACAGUUUACGAAACCUCACUGACUCUAACCGCUGCUAGUGACUGUUGACUCCGCCCCCUUUACCCCACCGUUAAAAGUCUGAAGCUCUUCCGUCCGUUAAGCACUCCGACUUGAAGCUGGAGUUCAGCUGCAGUUUUUUGUGUGGAAAAUGAUUAACUGUAGUAGACUAAUGCACAAGUAGUUGUAAACCUUCUGAUAGCUAAUAAAGAUGUGAAACUAUUUGCAAA